UUAAGAUAGCGACUGCUACGUAUUCCUCUCCUUUCUUUCCUUUUGCCCAUCGCGAUAUAUUCACUUAUUCACCAAACAAGCUUUGUAAAAAAGCUUGCAUUGUUUGGUCUCUUGUCUCUACUCUCUACAACACCACCAUCUUUCUUGCUUGGUUAUAUCUUUUUGGCUUUUAGUUAAUUUCUUACUUCUUAGUCGGUUCUUGCUCCUCUCAUGGCUUCUUGUGUUUCUCUUUGCCUUGCUGGUUUACUUGUUUUGGCCGGUGAGUUAAUUGCACUCUCAAGAAACUCGUAUGGGAGUGACAUGGGGAUGGAGGAAGAGGAGCUUUUGGGGCUUUUUGAGGUUUUUGGUGCUCUUUUGGAUGAUCCUGAUUGGGCUCGAGUGCACCCACAACCAUGCACUGACACUCCAUGGCCUGGUGUUCAAUGUGAGCUCGCUGAAGACCCUCCCAUCUUUCAUGUCACAAAGAUUCAUAUUGGUCCUGAUAUUAUUAACCCUCCUUGCAAAGCUUCUGCUUAUCUGUCAAGUUCCUUGCAGAAGCUACCUUACCUAAAAGUUCUUUUUAUUUUUAACUGUUUUGUAACAUCUGAUCAUCCAGUUAUUCUUUCUCCUGCUAUUUUCGAAACUUUAUCUUCCUUGGAGCAUCUAGCUCUUGCUUCCAAUCCAGCUCUCUCUGGACAGAUACCCUCAAGUUUAGGACACGUUACCAGCCUAAGAGUUCUGAGCCUGUCCCAGAAUAAUCUACAAAGAAGUAUCCCUCGUGAGCUUGGUGGCUUGGUAAAUCUAGAGCAACUUGACCUAAGUUACAAUAAUCUAAGUGGUGAAAUUCCUAAGGAGAUUGGAGGGUUAAAAAGCUUGACCAUUCUGGACUUAAGUUGGAAUAGCCUUGAAGGGCAGGUUCCAUGUUCUCUGGGUCAGCUUAAUCUUCUCCAUAAGAUUGAUUUGGGCUCUAACAAGCUUCUGGGAAGGAUAACUCCAGAUUUGGGGAAGCUAAAGAGAUUAGUCUUGCUUGAUUUAAGCCAUAAUUUUAUGAAUGGACCAAUCCCUGCAACCCUGUCUGGAUUGGAACAGUUGCAAUACUUCAUAAUUGACCACAAUCCGAUAAAUUCAGGGAUACCCUUGUUUGUGGGGUCCCUAAAACGGCUCACGUUAAUAAGUUUGUCAGGAUGUGGGUUAACAGGCUCAAUACCGAAUUCUUUGUCGUCAUUGAAAAGUCUUACUGCCCUCUCUCUAGACAACAAUGGCCUCAUUGGGACAAUUCCUACAAGCUUGGGGUCACUUCCAAAUCUUGAUCAACUGAACGUGAGCAACAAUCAGCUAAGUGGAGAACUACUACUCCCAGAAGAGUUCAUCGGAAGGCUUGGCAAAAGAUUAGAUGUUAGAGGAAACAGUGGAUUGUGUACAAGCAACAAGAUGUACGAUAAGAAAAAUGUUUCUAUCUAUCUAGAGACCCCAACUUGCUUGGAUAAAAUUGGCAAAGGUGGCCAUAAAAUUUGUCCAGAAGAGAACCCAGAUGAGUCCAAGGGAAUGCAAUCUCCACGGUACCGUAGCAAGACAAGUUCAGACGGUCUAGCAUUUGCUGAUCAAAAGCUUAUUCCAUGUACUUUUCUUCUUUUCAUUCUGCCUCUCUUUUUGUAACACCGCAUAUAUACUUCUACUAUCGGCUAGAAACCAGAAAAUCCAAAGCAUGGCAUGCACUAUGAUUU
This is a messenger RNA of Hevea brasiliensis (rubber tree), 1703 nucleotides long. Its product is annotated as receptor like protein 29-like. NCBI's taxonomy places the organism in Eukaryota, Viridiplantae, Streptophyta, Magnoliopsida, Malpighiales, Euphorbiaceae. The coding region runs from base 211 to 1635 and encodes 474 amino acids. The transcript has a single exon. Gene Ontology annotation, cellular component: plasma membrane. The record is from RefSeq and is a predicted model, not a curated record. Gene Ontology annotation, molecular function: protein binding.